UCGUCUUUAUCUAUGAGAACUAUCUCCCAAACUUUAUUUUAAAAUUGAAAAAUAAAAUAUAAAACUAUUAUAAUGUGAAUAUGAAAAAUAUUGUUUUUGUUUUGCAGAGUAGAAUACAAUUGUUUUUUAUAUACCAUUUUUUUCUCAAGGCACAACAGGACAGUAUGAAAAAAUGUGCCCUGUGUACAUCUCUGGAAGUAAGACUCCUAAAUUAAAAAGUUCAAUAUAUUGAAAUUUUCAUAUAAAUAACGAGAAUAAAUAAAACAUUCUUUAUAUUACAUCAAUUUUAAUUAUAGGUUUUUGAUGGAAAAAAUAGCAUUCAUUUAAAAAUUAACUUUUGUUUUAUUUCUAAUUUAGACAAGAAAUAAUAUCAUCUAUUUAUAUGUAAACGCAUCCCUAAUAUUAAUUAAUUUAUGAUAUUUUAAUAAGAAUUUUUUGCUCGACAUGGUGUUCAUUUUAUCUUUAAUAUCUUAUUUUCUAAGACACAAUUGAAUCAAAACCAUCAUAGAAAAAGAAUUUUAAAUUCUUUUCAUUUCGUUAACUCUGAACAGAUACGUAUAAAUAUCUGAAAAUAGAUUGACACUUAAUGUUCUCUUUCUAUUCGUAUAGGCGAAUGCAUUUGAUAUUCAAUGGCGAAAAAAUGUGCGCUUUUUAUUAUAAUUGCGCAAAGACUUAGAUUGUAUGAAUGAAAGAAUGACAGAAUUGAUUUCUGGGCAUUAAUGUAGAUAAUAUUUAAUUCUAAAAUAAAUAUAAAUUGAGUAAUAUAUUCAUUUAUCGAAUGUAAAAUUACAGAGUAAGUUUAUAAAUAAUUCAUGUAAUUCAUAAACAUCUUAUUCUUUCUAGAAAGGAAAAUCAAUUGAUUUAAUUGAACAAUUAUCAAAUGAAAUCUUUUAUUAUCUUCUUUGUCAAGAUAUUUAUAAAGCAUUUUCAAAUCUAAAUAAUCGUUUUAAAAAUCUUCUCUCUAAUUCAUCAUAUCUUCUAUAA
Molecule: messenger RNA, 984 nt
Organism: Rotaria sordida
Lineage: Eukaryota; Metazoa; Rotifera; Eurotatoria; Philodinida; Philodinidae
Source: the annotation of a GenBank genome assembly